AAUUCCGAAGUUGUCAUGCCACAACCAUUCACCAACUUUGAUGAAGAAGUGGAUACUGGUGUUAUGUGUCAAAUAUGUGACUGUUGGCUGUCUGGAAGACGUGAAUUUGAUCGUCACUGCGAACAGAGACAUCCUAUCGUGGUCGAUGCCGAUAGUACAACGGUUGUUCACAGUUACGAUCAACCAGUAACACCACCUAGCGCUUUUCUGAUUCAUUCUCCAAAUUCUGAUAUCGGGUCUAGUUCAUCGGCGUCAUAUUCUCCUGCCACAUCGCGAAAAAGAAACCGGUAUUCGUCACCUGGUGACUCUAGUUCUUCCAGUGGAAAGAGUAACAAGCAUCUUUGCUUGGCCUGCGGACGUUAUUAUUCUUCGGAGUGGAACUUGGAACGGCACAAACGUGAAAGUUGUCCAUUGAAAACAAAGCGUAGUAAAGUAAAUGAAGAAAAGUCACCAAAGCUUUUAAAAUUGGAAACUCUGGAACUUCCUCCGUUACGUUUAAGUGACACAAAUUGGGUUGCUGAUUGUCAUCUUAUCAUUGGUGACUCGCGGGUUGCUGUUUCUAAAACGGUACUUUCUACAAGCUCAACUUACUUUGCUUCAUUGUUCCAAUAUUACGAAGGUAAGAAUGAAGUGCCUUUGUCUGAGACAGUAGAUCCAAGUGUAUUCAGUUUGGCUAUGGAUGUUUUCAACGGCCAGCAGAAUUUAGACGAGAGUUCAAUUGAUUUCGUCAUGUUCGUAGCAGACAAGUUUGGUAUAAAAUCGCUGUAUGAGAAGUGUGAAAGUUUUGUAGCCGAAAAGUUGCCAGCGUCGUCAGUUAUGCAUGCAAUUCGACUGGCCGAUGAAUACAACAUGUUGGACCUGAAAAAUGCACUGUUUAGCUCAAUCUCAAUUGACGUAUUUCGAGGUCUUUCUGCAGAUCGAGAUUACUGUUCUAUGGAACCGAAACUAAAGGCGGAGUUGCUUGAAAAAUGGGGUACAUUUCUGUGA
This is a messenger RNA of Enterobius vermicularis (human pinworm), 987 nucleotides long. The record is from the annotation of a GenBank genome assembly. NCBI's taxonomy places the organism in Eukaryota, Metazoa, Nematoda, Chromadorea, Rhabditida, Oxyuridae.